Cuscuta epithymum is the source of this 5004-nucleotide messenger RNA. NCBI's taxonomy places the organism in Eukaryota, Viridiplantae, Streptophyta, Magnoliopsida, Solanales, Convolvulaceae. The record is from the annotation of a GenBank genome assembly.
UGUGAGGACAGUACUAGAGGUCUGGAGUAACUACACAGGGUCCUGUAGGGCCAGGGUGUUACAGGCUAGCCCAUCCCUUCCAGGAUGGCGACAGACGUCUUACGCAGCACGAUCGGCCCCUCAGCGCCAUCGUGUCCUGUUCAUGUUCGGCUCGCCCAUACCUUCCAGGAUGGCGACAAACGUCAUAUGCAUCACGAUCGGUCCCUCAGCGCCAUCGUGUCCAGCUCAUGUUCGGCUCGUCCGUCCCUUCCAGGAUGGCGACGAAUGUCCUAUGCAUCGCAAUCGGCCCCUCAACGCCAUCGUGUCCUGUUCAUGUUCGGCUCGCCCAUACCUUCCAGGAUGGCGACGAACGUCCUAUGCAGCACGAUCGGCCCCUCAGCGCCAUCAUGUCCUGUUCAUGUUCGGCUCGCCCAUUCCCUCCAGGAUGGCGAUGGAUGUCUUAUGCAGUACGAUCGGCCCCUCAGCGCCAUCGUGUCAAUCUUUUAUCCAGCUCGCCCAUCCCUUCCAGGAUGGCGACGAACGAUUUAUGCAGCACGACCGGCCCCUUAGCGCCAUCGUGUCCAGAUCACGUGCGGCUCGUACAUCCCUUCCAGGAUGGCGACGGACGUCUUACGCAGCACGAUCGGCCCUGCAGUGCCGAUCACUGCAGGACCGAUCGUGUCCAGAUCAUGUGCGGCUCGUACAUCCCUUCCAGGAUGGCGACGGACGUCUUACACAGCACGAUCGGCCCUCCAGUGCCGAUCGUGUCCAGAUCAAGUGCGGCUCGUACAUCCCUUCCAUGAUGGCGACGGAUGUCUUACACAGCAUGAUCGGCCUUGCAGUGCCGAUCGUGUCCAGAUCAUGUGCGGCUCGUACAUCCCUUCCAGGAUGGCGACGGACGUCUUACGCAGCACGAUCGGCCCCUCAGCGCCGUCAUGUAUAGUUCACGUUCGACGUAAGACCAUACCAUGGCAACGAACGUCUUAUGCAGCACGCUCGGCCCCUCAGCGCCGUCGUGCCCGGUUUACCGAUGAUAUUCACCGCUUUGUAUCACAUCUUACAUGCCUUCUCUCAUACAUUGCACCCAUACAUUACAUGCAUUCAUACAUUCAUGCAUCAUAUCUCAUACAUCCAUACAUACAUAUACAUCAUAUCGAGCCAGUUCCGCGUCGUCACCUUAUAUUGUGCAGGGACCUCUAAGCUUCUCCAUUGGAAAGCUCGAGUCAGAGUCCUCUACUCCCACCUGAUACAUUUAGGGGGAGAGUGUCCGAGGAAGAGCAUCCCUUGCCCGACCCCGUCGAGAGGGGAGCGCCUUACCGGCAGGUUAUAUUCAGAGGGGCUGUAACACCCCGAUUUUAGCGAUCUAGUUACAUUAAUAUUUAAUUUUAGUUAGUCAGUUAAAUAAGUUUAUUUUAUGAAUAAUGUGAUUUAUUAUGUUAUCAUGUGUUGUUUGUGGCAGAUAGCGUUUGUCGGUAAGCUCUAAAAACAAAAAUAAAAAGUUUUGACAUAUAUUAUUUAAAGGUCGAAUAAUUUUUAAUUGGAUUACAAUAUUUUUUUGAGAGAUUUAUAAAGACCCAAAUCACUAAUCUCAGCCCGAAUUUAUAUUUUACCUAAAAAUCCCUAAGGAGAUAUAUAUCAUCAUAGAAACCCUUAAGCUCUAGACAGCAGUCCGUUUUUGUUCCCCUGGCCUCCAGAAACUCUUCUCUUCUUUGAACUCUCCGACGAAGCAUCCAGCACUACCAUCUGUUUUCAUCUUAAAACUGGUAAGUCUAUAUUGUUCACGCCUCUAAAUUUGAUUCUUCCUAAAAGAUUUUGAUUUGUGAGAGCUUCACUACGUACUAGUUGCCUGGGAUUAGGGAGGGAUUUGAAAAUUAACCCAUGUGUUCCUUACAUUAAACUUCUAGUUGAGGAGUUGUCAAAUUGAACACAAUGGUUUAAAAUUUUUAUCCAAACCAUCGGUUUUACAGGAGAGAAGUAUUAGGCUGCAAUUUUUCUACCGUGUGUAAGGGUCAUAAUUUUUAUAAGGUCUGAUUUUGAAUUUAAGUUAGGAGUUUAAGUUCCCUGAGCUCUUAUUCAUAUGGUGAAAAAAAAAGAUCUUACCCUUCUUAAGAAAGUUCAUAUUCAUACGAACGUAUUUACUGAUAGCCGACUAAUUGACUAAUGGAGCAAGUCUAUUUCAUUCUGUUCAUUAUUUUCCAAAUUUAGAAAAUUAAUUUACUUUUACUCUAAAAAAAUAUACAUUUAGAGCUAGUUUAAGUCGAAGUAGACUUCACUAAUAAAUAAUCAGAACUAGUAUUCUUUCGAAACUUUAUGUUACAAAUCCUUGAGAAAAUUCAUUUUUGUUUAAAGAAAAUUCCAAAAGAACAGUAUUAGCCACUUUUGGAAUUUUAUGAAAGGAUAGAAAGUUCUAAUUAGGUUAUUACGUGUGAUUAAAGAUUUAAGGUGGAGCUUACCGGAAGAAGUUAUCAAGGUGCCACACUUAUUUGAAUAUUUUGUGUUCAGCUGUUAACAGAUACUAAAGCUAAGGGUAAGGCCAAGGCCUAGGAAGAUGAUGAGGGAACAGAACGCGUGCCGAAAUGAGUUAACGGGAACGACCUUGGCAGUAUCUAGCUAGUUAUUAUUGUUUAAGUAUAGUUGUUAUAAUAAAGUGAUUAUUAUUACUUUAUUUUAUUUUAAGGAUUUGAAGUUUGAAUAAAUUCCUGGAUCCAGGUGGUUGUCACAUUUGCUGGUGAUAACUAUAUUUUAUUAAGUUUUUAUUUGGAGUUGUUUUAGUUACUUUUGAGAUUUUAUCAGGGUUAUUUUCUUAAAUAGACGGCCGUUAUAUUGCAAUUAUUUUUAAAAGUAAUAAGUUAGUGUAACGUAUCCUUUAACCCUGAGAGGGGCGUUACAGGGGCAGACACCCACUCAUAUAUUAUGAUUAUUCGAAGACACAAUUUCCAGCAAGACAGAGGAAGAGCGCAGGCAAGAGUAUAUUUUCUCGAGCAGAUUCGCAGGCUCACUACUCAAGAAACUGGGGGACUUGUGUUGGGAUAUAUUAUCCCGGCCUAUUACUGUUCAGGAGCCCAAAGACUUACGUAGUACGGAGCCCAAUCAGUGAGGCCCAUUUUAGCCUAUCAGGCCUGUUUCGGCCCAUUUCGGCCCAUUCGGCCCGUUAGGGUGGAGAGCCCCCCCCCCCCCUUAUCUAUAAAUAGGAGGUGUUCCCUCCAUAUUAAGGAUCUCUUUUUAGCUUCUUCUUCCUUAUUUCUCUCUAGCUAGCUUUAUCCUCCAUUAAUGGAGCUUCAACAUUUGUACCUUGUAAUGGUGAGGAGAGUCCUAAUAAGAAAGAGAGGGCUUGGACAUUACCCUAAAAAGUCCCGUGGUUUUCUCCAUUUCGGGUUUCCAUGUAAAAAUAGCUUGUUCAUACACAUUUAUACAUAUAUGGGAAAACUAUCAAAUAAGUCCUCCUACUAUACCCACAAAUUCAAUUAGGUCCUUCUACUUUAAAUUCGAUCAAUUAAAUCCUCCAACUACUGAAAAAUAGUCAAUUGAGCCAUUCAACCGGUAAAGAACAAAUCCUCCGGUUAAAUGCCUAUGUGUAACAUCCACUUGGUUUUAUCUUCUAUUUUUCUUUCUCUUUCAUUCUCGUUCUUCCACUCCAGUCCCCUGGUUCUACACUUCGUCCUUCAAUUGUCUCCCUAUCUCAUUUCUUCUUCCGCCUAUCUGAAAUGCUCGUACACAAGUCUUGGAGAACCAGGCCUCCAUGGUGAGCGCCCAGAACUUCGCAAGGAACACCAUGGCGUGGCGGCAUCAUCCUCUAGAUCUGCGAUAUCCUCAUCGAUGAGGCCAUCAACGGUGCCACUCCGCCCACCCCUGGAAGAAGUACUCACAGACCAUCAUCAUGAAGCUGUGCAUCGAAAGCUCCAUUAACCCCAUCACCACCGGCCGGUCGUUGUGGGCAGCUUCAGACCGGACACCGUACUUGCUUGUAUGCAGACGACCAGAACAGAGGCACCAGAGCUAUUACCGGAAAAAAGGUUGACCGGAAGAGUAGGCAGAAGCACCAACAUCGCCGGAGUUUAUCUUCAGAAAGAUGGAUGACUGAACCAGAACUUAAGCCGCGCCCACUUGAACUUCGUACGACUCUGAGAUGCCCACCGGAAAAUGAGUCCAUCCGAAGUGGACAGUUAAUUGAACCACCGAAAAAGAGGGCUGGGGUGGAAGAAGAAACCUGAGGGAUAACGGGUCAAAAAGAAAAAGAAUUACAAAAAGAAGAAAAAAAAAUGAAAACCAUAUCCAUGUCGACAGUCCACGUAGGUGGGUUAACCGAAAGACUUGGUCUUUACCGGUUGAAAGAUUCAAUUGACUGUUUUUUCUUAGUUGGAGGGUUCAAUUGAUCGAAUUUAAAGUACGAGGACUUAAUUGACUUUUUUGGUACAGUAAGAGGACCUAUUUGGCAGUUUUUCCUACAUAUAUUUACUAUAUCGUGUUAGAUUAAACUCAACACAUGCCUUGAAAGAAAAAACAAAAAGUAGAGAUACAUUAGCAAUUAAAUUUCUUGCCGGAUUUCAAUUUGCAGUUGAUAUAAUGUUGUUGAAUUUAUUGUGGAACCUAAUCGCAUUCCGCAGAUACGGUUGGUAAGUUUUGGCUUCCGGGUGGGUUGCUUUAUACUACGUAUCAAUUAAGAGCCGCACCAAGUUUAUGUGGUGAGUCAAACCUCGUGUCGAUUGGGUAUAAAAAGUAAUCAGUUUCAUCUCGGGGUUUCUUGGAGUGACUUCUUGUGACCAUGGGAUGUGAAGUGUAUCCCACUUCAUAGUAUAGUUGUGUAUCCUCAUGAGCUGUGGAUAGUUUAUUGAAAUUGCUCUUUGAGAUUUGUUUCCUGUUUCUUACCUGUGUGAAUCCCACGGGGCAUUCCUCCUCGGUUGUCAUAGUAUCUGUAUCAGUUGACAAAUUAUGUAAAUCAGAGAGGACCUCAGAGAGUAUUUCAUUAUUGGACAAAUUCGGGGUGACUGUAGUAUAAUCUUUGGGCGGAUCAUAAUUGAAUUCAUC